GGUGUUUGAGGUUUACCUCAGCCCCUUCCCGGCCCCAUUCUCCAUACCCGGGGCCCAAGGAUUCCUGCCACUUACUGGUCCCCGCCUCAGGCCCCGUAGCCGCCCGUCAGUCCCGGGGGGAGUUCAGCGUUGCCCUGAGACGCUCAGGACGUCGAUCCCUCCGCUCCUCGGUCCUCUGGUCCGUGUCCGUUUCCGGUUGAAGUCGUUCGGAGGCCUCCCACAGACCCCAGUCCUCUUCUGAAACUCUCGCCAUCCUCGUCCUCCCGCGGCCGGAAGCACGGUCACCGCGUCAGCGAGGCUCGUGGGCCCCGGCCUGACGGCAGAGACGGAUCCCGUGCUAGGAACCCCCGUGUACUUAACGUCCCAAUCCUGCUCCCGCUGGCUGUGUCUGACGCUGUGUUUGCCCUGUCCACAUCCCACUGGAAAAGGGAGCUCUUCCUGGGCAGAGAUCAACUGUGAUCCCAUCCCUUUGAAUGUCCAGUUGUGUCCGCAGGAUGAGGAUACAAGAGGCACAAUAUAGAGAUGGAGGGAGUAAGGGAGAGUCAAGUGGAGGAUGGGAGGUGGGUGGUUACAAUGGACUUUCACAGGAACAGUGACAGUGAGAAAGAAAGUGACCUGGGGAGAAGAUAGUUCAGUAUGUGAAAAGAGACAAAAAGAUCAGUACGGAAAUAGGGACAGAGUAUGUAAUCAGACUUUGACCAACAGUAGCAUUGGGCGAUAGGAGGUUGGAUUGCAGUCUCAUUAAUUUUUUUUUAAUUUCUAAAUUGCUUUCCCUAUUAAAUUAUUUGUCACAUUCAAACUAUGAGGCCACAGUGCUUUUCCUGUCCACUAUAUACUGAAAGUGUUUUGCUGAUUAGUAAAUAAUUUUACAAUAUUUCUGUGUGCAGUUGUUGGAGAUACUGAUGAUUUUUGUCUUGACAUUCAAAACAAAGUUUAAACAGGUAUUCUAAUAUUCAACAUCUUCCUUUUUCUCGAUAUUUUAAUUAUAUGGUCUGAGAGCUAAGGUUUCCAACUAAGUUUAUGAUUUCUUUGAAUUCCCUUUGCCCUUUUUUGUUGUUAUUCUUUCACCAAAUGUCGUGGGAUGGGCUGUAUAGUCCUGGAACCUUUGUUCUAACUUGUCUCAUCAUGAUAAAUACAUUGCUCAAAGGUACUUCCAUACCUGCCUGACCUUGUAUGUUUCCUCAUGCCAAUAAUUAGGUCUUAAUAUUCCAUUUUUGAUGUGUAAAUGUGAUGUUCUGGUAAAAAGAGAAGUUAAAAGCUUUUAAUCAGUAUGAGUAAAACCAUGAAAUAGAGAAGCUGCUCUUGCUCCAGAGAAAUACGGGCAGGAAUUUUCAGGAGCAGGGGUGAGAAGGGCAAGCCUUACCACUAUCAAAUGCAGUCCAACUCAUGUAUACGGCCAGUAAUGGUUACCUCCACUGGCCUCCUUUUCACAUCUCUGCCUGGCCCAAAAUACACACAGCACAGGGAAGCUGGGGAGGGAAAGCCCAAGAAUUUUAUAAAUAAUCGCUGAACAAAGGUAUCUCUCUAGUGAGGAGGUGAGACUUGGCUCUGUGAUGGAAAGGCAAAGCACUUGGGAUGUUAAUGGAUGGAAGGGAGCCUGGGAAGCUCAGAGACUGGAGAAAAGGAAAAGCCUGCACAUCCUUCCUUGGUGGUCCUGUGUUCAGCAUACGCUACAAGAGUGCAAGGAUUGUGACUUGAAUGGGACACAAAGACUCACAUUCCCACGGCUACCACGUGGCGUGUGGGCUUCACCAGGAUUCAGGGUAUUGUGAAGCACAAGCUUUGCCUCCUGUUGCUUGGACUAUAUGAGUGAAAACCCAGAAGACAGAAUGGAAUCACAAGAAUCAGUGACCUUUGAGGAUGUAGCUGUAGACUUUACCCAGGAAGAGUGGACCCUACUGGACUGGUCCCAGAGAAAACUCUUCAGAGAUGUGAUGCUGGAGAACAUAAGUCAUCUAGUCUCAGUUGGCAAACAACUCUACAAAUUAGAUACAAUUUUCCACUUGGAACAAGGAGAGCAACUUUCCACAGAAGGGAUAGGUUUGCUGCAAUGCCAGAGUCUAGAUAGGGAAGAUGAUCUUAAAAAACAAGAAAUAAUAUUCAUGCAACAUAUCUACAAGAAGGACACGACAUUAAUCAGUGCAAUGAAAUCUCACACCCAAGAAGAUCCUUUUGAAUGCAAUGAUUUGGGAGAAAAUUUUACUGAAAUAUUAACGUGGACUCAAUAUGUGGUACCUAAAAUGGGAAAGAAUCCCUAUAUCGGCAACAAAUGUGGACAAGACAGCAGUUAUUUGACAUCCAUUAAUAUACAUAAGCAGAGUCAUGCUACAAGUAAACCAUAUGAAUGUCAUCAAGGUGGGAAUGCCUUUAUUCAAAGCUCUGCCCUUAGACAACCCAAUAAUACUCAAAAUGGAGAGAAAACAUUUGAAUGUCAUGAAUGUGGGAAAGCUUUUGGAAAAAGUUCUAACCUUAGGCGACAUGAGCUGAUUCACACUGGAGUGAAACCGCAUGGAUGUCAUCUAUGUGGGAAGGCCUUCACUCAUUGUUCUGACCUUAGAAAACAUGAGAGAAUUCACACUGGAGAGAAAUCAUAUGGAUGUCAUCUGUGUGGGAAAGCCUUCAGUAAGAGUUAUAACCUUAGGCGACAUGAGAUGAUUCACACUAGAAAAAAACCUCAUGAAUGUCAUCUAUGUGGGAAAGCCUUCACUCAUUGUUCUGACCUUAACAAACAUGAAAGAACUCACUUUGGAGAGAAACCAUAUGGAUGCCAUCUAUGUGGGAAGACAUUCAGUAAAACAUCUUACCUUAGACAACAUGAGCGAACUCAUAAUGGACAGAAACCGUAUGAAUGUCACCUCUGUGGGAAGGCAUUCACUCAUUGUUCUCACCUUAGAAAACAUGAGAGAACUCACACUGGAGAGAAACCAUAUGAAUGUCAUCUAUGUGGGAAAGCCUUCACUGAAUCUUCUGUCCUUAGACGACAUGAGAGAACCCACACUGGAGAGAAACCGUAUGAAUGUCAUCUGUGUUGGAAAGCCUUCACUGACUCAUCUGUCCUUAAACGACACGAGAGAACUCACACUGGGGAGAAACCAUAUGAAUGUCACCUAUGUGGGAAAGCUUUCAAUCACUCUUCUGUCCUUAGACGACAUGAGAGAACUCACACUGGUGAGAAACCAUACGAAUGCAAUGUAUGUGGGAAAGCCUUCAAUAGAAGCUAUAACUUUAGACUGCAUAAGAGAAUCCACACUGGAGAAAAACCAUAUAAAUGUUAUGUAUGUGGGAAAGCCUUCAGUAAAUAUUUUAACCUUAGACAACAUGAGAAAACACAUGUAAAGGUAAUAAAUGCAGAAGAUUCACCACCUAUAGCUUCAAACUAUAAACACACUUGAGGGCCCAAACACCUAAGAAACACUUUGUAUUUCUUACGUAUGGGAAAGUACGUUUGUAUUUCUUACGUAUGUACGUAUGGGAGAGCCUUUAUUCAUCCUUAUGACUUCACUCAACUGAAGUUAAUCCAAAAUGGGAGAGAAUCCAUAUAUGGGCCAUCUGUAUGACAAAGCCUUUAGAUAAUGGACUGACCUGGGAGUCAAUAUAUGACCUGGGAGAAUGUAAAUGAAGUGAGUGUGGAAGAAUUUUCAUCCACAGUUCUGUUAAAGUGGAGAAGUCACAUGUCAGAGAUAAAUCUGUGUCAGUAAUCAAUGUAGACAUACUUUUCAUUUAUCCUUUAAAUAAAUUGCACAGGAAAGAUUCUAGAUCAGUAAUCACUUUGUACUCAUUCAAUUGAGCAACACACUUGCAUGCAGAAGAAAACUCAGUGAUGUGUAUCUGCUAAACCAAGAAAUAAGUGGGAAAGAAUCAUUACUGGGAAGACGAGAAUUUUGUUGCCAAAGGGUUUUGUUCAGUGAGAACUAGGACAUGAAAGUGGCUGAAGACAUUUUGGAGUAUCCUAUUUCCUGAGUGCCUCAUAUACUUACAAUAAUCUCUGUAGUGACAAAAAACACUGGCAAAGCUGAAAGCAGAAGCAAAGACAAUCUGACCUUGCCUAUAUCCUCAUCACAACAGCUACAAAUUCACAAAUCACCAAGAAUGAGACCUGGGAGUCCCAGCACCUCCCACAUGCAAAUGCAGAAAGCUAGGAAAGUAGUUGGUGCUUCUCUACUGCCAGGAUAACAAGAGAAGGCCAAGUCAUUAGUACUCAUUUGAACAUGAUUAGUAAUCCUGCUUCACAAGUAGCAAUAAAGAGAAUGUAGAUGCUUAUUAUUAAUUUAUAAUAUUAUUAUGAGGGAGUAUGCAAUGCCCUUUUCAAUCCCCCACUUUAUUUCUGUUCUUUGGUUUGAAUAUUAUAUAUUAUUGUUGUGUCCUCAAACUGACUUUUGUUUUCAGUGUGUAAAGUCUAUUAAACUCCAUUAAUGUCGGAGGACAUACUUUCUGAAACCUAGAACUACUAAAUUUCUCCAUCUUUUCAUGUUUCUUAUAACCUCUUUUUAGUGUAAUAUAAAAUUUUCCUAACUCCAGUCUCAAGAUACAUGUGGAUUUGUUCAUUUUGUCUUUUUUAUUUUUCCAUUACCUUUCCUGUUUUGCAAUGGUCUGUUUUUUUGUUGUCUUUUUGUUUGUUUGAUUGAUUUCACACGUGGUCUUAAAAAAAGGAAGGGGCUGAAGUUGAUAUUGUUUUACCUAGAGAAGUUUAUUAUUCUCUUACAUCAUUUCUUCCAUUCAGGAAUUGAAAUAGUCAUAAAAACGGGGCACCUGGGUGGCUCAGCUGGUUAAGCAUGCAACUCAGUUUCAGCUC
Messenger RNA from Lynx canadensis (Canada lynx), 4792 nucleotides. It is a transcript of the gene ZNF596, whose product is annotated as zinc finger protein 596. Bases 1806 to 3392 code for a protein of 528 amino acids. Gene Ontology annotation, biological process: regulation of DNA-templated transcription. The transcript is spliced from 6 exons. The record is from RefSeq and is a predicted model, not a curated record. NCBI's taxonomy places the organism in Eukaryota, Metazoa, Chordata, Mammalia, Carnivora, Felidae.